Molecule: messenger RNA, 1275 nt
Organism: Suillus clintonianus
Lineage: Eukaryota; Fungi; Basidiomycota; Agaricomycetes; Boletales; Suillaceae
Product: S-adenosyl-L-methionine-dependent methyltransferase
Exons: 7
Coding region: 133-1125 (330 amino acids)
Molecular function (GO): methyltransferase activity
Source: RefSeq, a predicted model, not a curated record
GCAAGAAUCACAUCGUUGUCCACACAUGGAUGCCAUCUAUGUGCCAUCUCGUUAUCCUUUUCAACUGGGAUAUAAGACUUGGGAAUACUCAUUUAACACCACCAUGUUACUUUAGUCCACCACCCCUUGCACAUGCGUCUCAACUAUCCAGUGAUCUUCCCUCUCAACCAACUCACUUAUGUUGGCGAGGAUGACUCCGAAUUCUUUCGUCAAAUACAUGGCAGGAGAUUCAAUGCCCUCAGCUCUAGGUACAUGCUCCCUGCGGACGAGGAAGAAGUUAGGCGAUCAGAACUUCAACACAAAACAAUUCAAUUUCUCUUCAAUGGAAAGAACUAUGUCGGCCCCAUCGCUGACAUACUAAAACCAAAGGAGGGACAGGAACGUUGUCGUGUCCUUGACUUGGGCACUGGUGGUGGUUUCUGGGCCAUCGACUUGGCAGACGAAUUUCCUUCAGCAGAAGUGAUAGGUGUCGACCUUGCUCCCGUUCAACCACGUGAAGUGCCUGCCAACUGCACGUUUGAGCUCUGUGAUCUGGAUCAGUUUUAUCUACCAUACCCGAGCGAACACUUCGACGUUAUCCAUGCGAGAUUUAUGCAUACGGGAAUAGAGAAUUAUCCUCGGUUUCUUCAUGAAAUCGCACGGAUGCUUCGCCCAGGAGGACUUGUCAUACUGAUUGAACCCGACACUGAACCAAUCGCGGAUGAGAAAACCGCAUCACAUUUCACCCGCUCCGGACAGCCGUCUGGAAUGCGUGGCUGGUUCACACUGUGGGAGACCUACAGGAAGUGCCUGCGUGACAAAGGCAUCGACGUUGGAAUACCUCCGGAGCUCUCCAAUCUCGUCGCAUCGACUGGGGCCUUUGAUAGGAUUGUCGCGCAGGAAGGAAAUAUACCUAUAGGGUUCUGGCCAAAGGAUCCCGUCGCUCUCAGUAUCGGUCAGCUAGCGUGGAUGAACUAUGACAUCAUGCUUCCUGCGAUGAAGCCUCUUUUCUUGUCCGCUGGGAUGCGAGACUGGGAAGCAAAGAAAUUGAUUGAAGAAGCCCAUCAGGAUCUGUAUUACCCGCUCGUCCGAGCUUCCUCGCGCCUCCAUAUUGUGCAUGCAAUCAAGAAGGCGAAACGUCCUUGACUCCUCUUUCCAUAUUUCCAUGUCCCAUGUUUGCUGUCCGGGCGUUGUAAAAGUACCAUACCCCUUCAUGUAUCCUACUUUUUCAUGUUAAUGAUUGGCAUGACGAUUAUGUUGUAGCAUUCAGAAGAAAUCACACGCGGGCACACGACG